GGCCAUUCGCUGUUUGAGUGCUGGCUCCGGGCGGCUGUUAAGCGUAACGGACGCUGGUCUCCGACAGCAUGAUGGCUGCGUUAGCGGCCGGAGGUUACGCGCGGAGUGACACGAUAGAAAAGCUGUCCUCUGUCAUGGCGGGAGUUCCGGCGCGGAGAAACCAGUCCUCCCCUCCUCCUGCCCCACCGCUCUGCCUCCGGCGGCGGACGCGACUCGCGGCGGCUCCCGAGGACACUGUGCAGAACCGGGUAACACUUGAGAAGGUGCUUGGUAUCACAGCUCAGAACAGCAGCGGGCUAACCUGUGACCCUAGCACAGGCCAUGUGGCCUACUUAGCAGGUUGUGUGGUGGUGGUCUUGAACCCCAAGGAGAACAAGCAGCAACAUAUAUUUAAUACUACCAGGAAGUCCCUGAGUGCUCUGGCCUUCUCCCCGGAUGGGAAGUACAUAGUGACAGGAGAGAAUGGGCACCGGCCAGCUGUGCGCAUCUGGGAUGUGGAGGAGAAGACUCAGGUGGCGGAGAUGCUGGGCCACAAGUACGGUGUGGCCUGUGUGGCCUUCUCCCCCAAUAUGAAGCAUAUCGUGUCCAUGGGCUACCAGCAUGACAUGGUCCUCAACGUGUGGGACUGGAAGAAAGACAUUGUGGUGGCUUCCAACAAGGUGUCGUGUAGAGUCAUCGCCCUCUCCUUCUCUGAGGACAGCAGCUAUUUUGUCACUGUUGGGAACCGGCAUGUGAGGUUUUGGUUCUUGGAAGCCUCUACUGAGGCCAAGGUGACCAGCACAGUGCCCCUGGUAGGGCGCUCGGGCAUCCUGGGUGAACUCCACAACAAUAUCUUUUGUGGUGUGGCCUGCGGCCGGGGCCGGAUGGCAGGCAAUACCUUCUGUGUGUCCUACUCUGGCCUCCUCUGCCAGUUCAAUGAGAAGAGGGUGCUGGACAAGUGGAUCAACCUGAAGGUCUCCUUGUCUUCCUGCCUGUGUGUCAGUGACGAGUUGAUCUUCUGCGGAUGCACAGACGGGAUAGUCCGCAUCUUCCAGGCCCACAGCCUACUCUACCUCACCAACCUGCCCAAACCGCACUACCUGGGAGUAGACGUGGCCCAGGGACUGGACUCCAGCUUCCUCUUCCACAGAAAAGCAGAAGCAGUCUACCCAGAUACAGUGGCCCUGACCUUUGACCCCAUCCACCAGUGGCUAUCCUGUGUUUACAAAGACCACAGUAUCUACAUCUGGGAUGUCAAGGACAUUAAUGAAGUCACUAAGAUAUGGUCAGAGCUCUUCCACAGCUCCUUUGUCUGGAAUGUAGAGGUGUAUCCUGAAUUUGAAGACCACAGAGCUUGCCUGCCAUCCGGGACUUUUCUGACUUGUUCCUCAGACAAUACCAUCCGCUUCUGGAAUAUGGAUAGCGGCUCUAACACUCAAUGGAGGAAAAACAUCUUCAGCGAUUCUCUGCUGAAGGUGGUCUAUGUGGAGAAUGACGUCCAACAUCUGCAGGACAUGUCUCACUUCCCAGACCGAGGCAGUGAGAACGGGACUCCCAUGGAUAUGAAGGCUGGGGUUCGAGUCAUGCAGGUCAGUCCUGAUGGCCAACACUUGGCUUCAGGCGACCGCAGUGGAAAUCUGAGGAUCCACGAGCUGCACUUCAUGGAUGAGCUGAUCAAGGUGGAGGCCCACGACGCCGAGGUGCUGUGCCUGGAGUACUCCAAGCCUGAGACAGGAGUGACUUUGCUGGCUUCAGCCAGUCGGGAUCGUCUCAUUCACGUGUUAAAUGUGGAGAAGAACUACAACCUGGAGCAGACCCUGGACGACCACUCCUCCUCCAUCACUGCCAUUAAGUUUGCUGGCACCAGAGAUGUCCAGAUGAUCAGUUGUGGAGCUGACAAGAGCAUCUACUUUCGCAGUGCCCAGCAGAGCUCGGACGGGCUGCACUUUGUCCGCACCCACCACGUAGCAGAGAAGACCACGUUGUAUGACAUGGACAUUGACAUCACACAGAAGUAUGUGGCAGUGGCCUGCCAGGACCGCAAUGUAAGGGUCUACAAUACAGUGAGUGGGAAACAGAAGAAGUGCUACAAGGGUUCCCAGGGUGACGAAGGCUCCCUGCUGAAGGUCCACGUGGACCCCUCAGGCACCUUCCUGGCCACAAGCUGCUCUGACAAAAGCAUCUCCUUGAUUGACUUUUACUCGGGCGACUGUGUUGCCAAGAUGUUUGGCCAUUCAGAAAUUGUCACUGGCAUGAAGUUCACCUAUGACUGCCGCCACUUGAUCACAGUGUCCGGAGACAGCUGUGUGUUCAUCUGGCACCUGGGCCCGGAGAUCACCUCCUGCAUGAAGCAGCACUUGCUGGAGAUCAACCACCAGGAGCAACAGCAGCAGCCUAAGGACCAGAAGUGGAGUGGCCCUCCCAGCCAGGAGACAUAUGCAUCCAUACCAAGUGAGAUCCGUUCCCUGAGCCCUGGAGAGCAGACGGAGGAUGAGAUGGAGGAGGAAUGUGAACCAGAAGAGUUGCUGAAAACACCAUCCAAAGAGAGUUUGGACCCAGAUCCUCAGUGCCUGCUGACCAAUGGCAAGCUGCCCCUCUGGGCAAAGCGGCUGCUAGGGGAUGAUGAUGUGACAGACAGCUCAGCUUUCCAUGCCAAGCGCAGCUACCAGCCACACGGCCGCUGGGCAGAGCGAGCUGAGCAGGAACCCCUCAAGACCAUCCUGGAUGCCUGGACCCUGGAUUCCUACCUUACACCCAUGAAGCCUGAAAAUCUAGACGACUCUAUGCUGGACUCAGUAGAGCUAAGUGAGUGCUCACUAGGUAACGGACACACGUCUCAGGGAGAAGGCUUGGUGAGCUACCUGUGUCACUCAGAGUCAGGGAAUCCCAAAGAGGACAGCCGAGGACGCCCCUCCUACCUGCCUCUACAGAGGGAAGCCACUGAGACAAGAGAACUCAUCCUCUGCUCCCCAGAGGUGGAAGUGACAGUUACAGGGAUACACAGGGAGUAUUGUGAGGAGGAGGCAGAGGCAGGACCUGAAGACCAGCAAGGCGACUCCUACCUCAGGGUCUCCUCCUCCGUCAGUUCAAAGGAUCAGAGUCCCCCUGAGGACUCAGGGGAGUCAGAGGCUGAACUGGAGUGCAGCUUUGCCGCCCCCCAUGUCUCAACUCCUCGCACAGACCCUGGCCCUCACCUCACCAUGACAGGUAAGCCAGAGCACUCGAGUCCAGAAGAGCUCUCCCAGCCUGAGGUGCCAGGCUUGGGCAAUGGCUCCUUACCCCAGACGCCUGAGCAAGAGAAGUUCCUCCGCCACCAUUUUGAGACACUUACUGAUGCCCCUACUGAAGAGCUCUUUCAUGGAUCACUGGGAGACAUAAAGAUCUCAGAAACUGAGGACUAUUUCUUCAAUCCCCGGCUGAGCAUCUCCACCCAGUUCCUUUCCCGCCUCCAGAAGACCUCCAGGUUCCCUCCCCGGCUGCCCCUGCACCUUAUAAAGUCUCCAGAGGUUCAGCCUAUGGGCCAAGGGGGCAACCAGCACAAAGCAGGGCCCCUGAGAGCAGGUACUGGCUACAUGUCCUCAGAUGGGACCAACGUCCUCUCUGGGCAGAAGGCUGAAGAGACUCCAGAGGCCUUGAGUCUACCAGACAGGAAGCCUUUAGUCCCCACAUCUGCACUGACCACAGGCCGGGAGCAGAGUGUCUCCACCCCAUCGACGUGUUCUUACCUGGAGUCCACAAUGAACUCACAUGCCAAGAUAACACGCAGCAUCUCUCUUGGGGCCAGUGAGGGCCCUGUGACAGCUGAGCCACCCAGGUCACUUCCUAAGCCCCUGUCCCCCAGCCAGGACCUCCAGGCCAUCCCCACCACAGUGGUCCUCACUUCUAGCAUCAGAGACCCUGAGCCUGCACUGCCUUCCUGGGGCAACCAUGAGGCCCGAGCCAGCCUGAAACUGACCUUAUCCAGUGUCUGUGAGCAGCUUCUCUCUCCACCCGCACUGGAACCACCCACCACACAUGUGUGGUCUCAGGAACCUGUGGAUGUCCCACCUAGUAUGGCAGUCACAGUAGCCAGCUUCUGUGCACCCAGCCCUGUAGAUAUGAGCACCCUGGGACUCCACAGUUCUGUGUUUCUCCCAAAGACCUCAGCCUCUGGGCCCCUCACCCCUCCUGCUCACCUCAACAGCCUCCAACUUCUAGAGGCCAGGUCUAGGAUGCCUGGCAGCACUGCUGCUCUCCUGGAGCCUACCCCUGAUGUAUCUGGUGUGAUCCCAGAUAGCCCUGGACACUGUGGCGAGCCUGGGCCACGAGCUGAAGUCCCUCCCCCAGCACUCGUUGACCUAGACAGUGUGGGGUCAGUCUUGCACAGGCUGCAGACUGCCUUCCAAGAAGCCCUUGACCUUUACCACACGUUGGUCUCCAGCAACCAGCGGGGUGCUGAGCAGCAGCAGGCACAGACCGAGCUGGCCUCCACCUUUGACUGGAUCCACAACCAGCUGGAAGCCAGCAGCUGUAUGGCCGCAGCUAACCUGGCCCCACCCCAGACACUGCCUAGCCCAGGUCCUCCGUCCCCACCUAUACUUUGUCCCUUGGCCAGCCCAAACCUGCAGGCCCUGCUGGAACACUACUCAGAGCUGCUGGUGCAGGCAGUGAAGAGGAAGGCAAGGGGUGACUGAGAGCCUGCAGCCCCUCUACCAAAGCCCUGCUGCCCUGGAGAAAUAGAUUUGUAAGCAAAUAAACUGAAAUUGUUUCCUGGAA
Molecule: messenger RNA, 4734 nt
Organism: Grammomys surdaster
Lineage: Eukaryota; Metazoa; Chordata; Mammalia; Rodentia; Muridae
Gene: Wdr62
Product: WD repeat domain 62
Exons: 33
Coding region: 69-4652 (1527 amino acids)
Biological process (GO): mitotic spindle organization; regulation of mitotic cell cycle; neurogenesis
Cellular component (GO): mitotic spindle
Molecular function (GO): protein binding
Source: RefSeq, a predicted model, not a curated record